Molecule: messenger RNA, 1656 nt
Organism: Capsicum annuum
Lineage: Eukaryota; Viridiplantae; Streptophyta; Magnoliopsida; Solanales; Solanaceae
Product: alcohol dehydrogenase-like 6
Exons: 10
Coding region: 348-1502 (384 amino acids)
Biological process (GO): formaldehyde catabolic process
Cellular component (GO): cytosol
Molecular function (GO): zinc ion binding; S-(hydroxymethyl)glutathione dehydrogenase [NAD(P)+] activity
Source: RefSeq, a predicted model, not a curated record
UCUAAUUAAUAGGGAUCAAUCACAUGAAUUUUCUAUGAUCAUUACUACUUACCAUAUUCUUUUACUUAUUCUAAAUAAAAAAGUGAAGACUCGAGUCAAAUAGUGCAUUUGGAGAUGGCCAGGACAUGGAGAGACCAAAUAGCUGUUGUUACCAACCACCCCAAAGUACCUAACUAUCCCAGUUUUUGCUUUCUUUACCUACUCACCCACCUACUCCCCCCCCACCCCACGCCCACCCCACCCCACAAACAACAACCAAAUUCUUCCUUUGCUCAUUGCAUUAAUCAGACCACCAAAAGGGCUAAGGGGGUUGAUUCAUUUCAUACAACUUGGGCGAGUUAAAGAAAAUGCCCCUUACUGAUUCAGCCCAAAACAAACAGCCUGGUGUCAUCACCUGCAAAGCUGCUGUGGCAUGGGGACCAGGAGAACCAAUGGUGAUAGAGGAGGUGGAAUUGAGUCCACCUCAGCCAAUGGAAAUUCGUGUUAAGGUUGUCUCUACUUCUCUCUGUCGCAGUGAUGUCACUGCUUGGUUGUCACAGGCUCAGGCUUCUAUAUAUCCUCGGAUAUUUGGUCAUGAAGCAUCAGGGAUUGUUGAGAGUGUUGGGCAAGGAGUGACUGAAUUUGAAGAAGGAGACCAUGUGCUUACCUUAUUUACUGGGGAAUGCAUGAGUUGCCGACACUGUACCUCAGGCAAAAGCAACAUUUGCCAAGUUCUUGGAUUGGAACGGAAAGGGCUUAUGCACAGUGAUCAAAAGACGCGGUUCUUUAUAAAAGGGAAGCCCGUUUAUCAUUAUUGUGCAGUUUCAAGUUUUAGUGAAUACACAAUUGUACACUCUGGUUGUGCGGUCAAGGUUAGUCCAAUUGCACCUUUGGAUAAAAUCUGCCUCCUCAGUUGUGGAGCGGCAGCAGGUCUGGGUGCUGCUUGGAAGGUUGCAAAUAUCUCUGAAGGAUCAAAAGUGGUCAUUUUUGGUCUUGGAACUGUAGGCCUUUCUGUUGCACAAGGUGCUAAAAUGCGGGGAGCAUCUCAGAUUAUCGGUGUGGAUGUGAUGCAAGAGAAAUACGAAAAAGCGAAGGCUUUUGGCGUGACAGACUUUCUGAACCCAAACGAUACUGAAGAACCCAUUCCACAGGUUAUAAAACGCAUAACUGAUGGAGGUGCAGACUAUUCAUUUGAAUGUAUAGGAGAUACAGGAAUGGUUACCACUGCAUUGCAGUCUUGUUGUGAUGGAUGGGGCUUGACUGUCACACUUGGAGUACCCAAGCUGAAGCCGGAGGUAACAGCUCAUUACGGACUUCUUCUUAUGGGUAGAACAUUGACAGGAUCCCUAUUUGGAGGAUGGAAACCGAAGUCUGAAAUUCCUUCAUUAGUCGAGAUGUACCUAAGGAAGGAGAUCGAGAUAGAUGACUUGAUCACACAUAAUCUGCCAUUUGAGGACAUAAACACAGCUUUUGAUCUGAUGAAAAAUGGCGCUUGUUUGCGCUGCGUUAUACACAUGCCUUAGUAGAAGGUCUUCCAAUGGCUGACAACUUGUUGAAUUUUACUUCAUGCUUUCUGUUACCUCAAAGUGGAAUUAGCAAAACACAGUGAACUGCCAGAAAUUUCGAUGUUGUAGUAUAGUGUAUGAGUUUAUCAUAUUAUUUUGUUGUACUGUUUCA